Messenger RNA from Prosopis cineraria, 1344 nucleotides. RefSeq names its product methyl-CpG-binding domain-containing protein 11-like. Lineage: Eukaryota; Viridiplantae; Streptophyta; Magnoliopsida; Fabales; Fabaceae. Gene Ontology annotation, molecular function: DNA binding. The transcript has 3 exons. The coding region runs from base 126 to 821 and encodes 231 amino acids. The record is from RefSeq and is a predicted model, not a curated record.
GUUCCAUUCUUCUCUUCGUCAUUUAUUUAUUCAUCAUCCGUUUUUCAUCUCCAACUUUUUCGUCUCUCUCUUACCCAGAUACCACCAAGACUCAAUUCACUGAAAAAGGAAAUUAUAAAGUGAAAAUGGCGAGCUCAGUGGAAAAGGAGAGGUUAGCGGGGGAGGAACCUCUCUCCGUGGAACUUCCUGCUCCUCCUGGUUGGAAGAAGAAGUUCUUCCCAAAAAAGGGUGGAACCCCGAAGAAAAAUGAGAUUGUAUUCACUGCCCCAACGGGAGAGGAGAUUAAUAACAAGAAGCAGCUGGAACAGUAUUUAAAAGCGCACCCUGGUGGCCCAGCUUUAUUGGAAUUUGAUUGGGGCACGGGUGAGACCCCAAGAAGAUCAGCAAGGAUCAGCGAGAAAGCCAAGGUGGCUUCUGUAGUAGAAACUGAACCCCCAAAGAAGCGCAGCAGAAAAUCAUCAGCUUCGAAGAAAGAUGCUUCCCAUGAAGAGAAGAAGGAGACAACAGAUGUGCAGAUGCAAGAAACUGAUGAACCAAAGGAAGAUACAGUAGUUGAAAAGGUUGCUAUGGACGAAAAUCAAGAUAAGAAUAGAGAAGAGGGUACAAAUGUCAAAGAAGAACCCAUUCAUCCUGUGGGGGGUAAAUCUGAAGGACAUGUUAAUAUAUCUAAUGAUGAGGACUUGUCCAAGACUACUGGUGGAGAGCUUCCGAGCGUGAAAGAUAACCUUGGUGGGAAUGACGCUGAGGCUUCUGGGAAUAAAGAUGAGAAGAGUGAGGGAACAAAACAGGAAGAGAAACUGAGCAACCUGAGGAUAAGAUGAAGAAAGAGGAUGGAUCUGAGGUGCUGAAGACCCUUGAAACAGACAAUAUAACUGAGAAAAAGGUUGAAGUUGAAGGAGAGCUUAAAGAUAUAAACUACAGACCCGAGGAAAAGGAAGGAACAAUGGAAAGCAAUGAAGGAUAUCACAAGGGCAAGGAGGUAAGCAAGAAGGGUGAAGCAGAGGUCACUGAUAACGGCACCAAUGGAAGUGGUACGGGUGAUGUUGGGGCCCUGAGGAACGAAUAAGAUUAAGAAGUUUCGGCUUCACCCCUCUUUGACCCCCUAAGAUCUGUCUUAAGAUGACUGCAGCUUUUGUUGUUGUUAUUUAUCUAAUUGUUCAUUGAAACGAGCACAUACAAUUAUAGAGUAGGCCUAUAAUGUACCAUCCUUCGGUGUAUUAGUGAAGAUGUGUAGCGAUUAGUUCCUGUGUAACAUUAAGAAGUUGUUUCCUGUAAUGUGAUAAGAACCUAUGAUCAUGUAAGACCCUAAAUACUCCGUUUACUUUUACAAUUCCAGCUUGUAUC